Messenger RNA from Crotalus tigris (Tiger rattlesnake), 2915 nucleotides. RefSeq names its product zinc finger protein 665-like. Bases 898 to 2148 code for a protein of 416 amino acids. Lineage: Eukaryota; Metazoa; Chordata; Lepidosauria; Squamata; Viperidae. Gene Ontology annotation, molecular function: RNA polymerase II cis-regulatory region sequence-specific DNA binding; DNA-binding transcription factor activity, RNA polymerase II-specific. The transcript is spliced from 4 exons. The record is from RefSeq and is a predicted model, not a curated record. Gene Ontology annotation, biological process: regulation of transcription by RNA polymerase II.
GGGCGGGGUUGUGAGGUGUGGGAGGAGCCCAGGAGAGCAGAAGCCCCGCCCCCACGCUCCCACUCGCUGGGUCUUGGCUUCCCUCGGCGUUUCCCGCUUCGCCCUGGCAGGAUCGCCGCCGGAUCCCUCGGGAGAGGCUUCUGGGUCUUAUUCUGGGCAGGUCUGGCUGCUCCCCCUCCGGCCUUUGGGGCGCCCCUCCCGCCAGGAGAGCUUCCCCCCCCUCCCCGCCAGGAGAAAGGAGACCAGUGAGGAUGUGGCCGUGAGCGCCACAGAAGAAAAGGGGCGUCCUUGGAUCGGGACCCACAGACUUUUGGCCCAGACUCUGUUCUACAGAAUUUAGAUAUCGUGGCCCAGUUGGAGAAGCAGCUUCCUGCACAAAGGACGAAUGGAUUAAGGAGAAAUCAAACUGGUUAGCAGUGGGGGUCAUCCCUGGCCUGGACUCAGAGAGGGAACAGGUGACCCAGACACAGCUGCAACUUUAAAGUUCAUUCUGGACUUACUACCACAAUUUGGACCGGAAUCCUGGUCGUUGCAUGAAGCGGUCAUUGAGAUGUGACUUGGGCUGCUCUUCUCAAAUAUUGCAAUCCUCCUCUUGUGGGCCUGGUUGUUAAGCAAUUUCACAUGUUAUUAAGCAGACAAAGUCUCAGCGGAUAAAACAUUGUGACAAAAAAAUUAUCGGCAAGUCAACUAUCAAGAAAUUCAGUCCAAGGCAGCAAGUGCCAGAAAGCACGGAGCUUGGGAAACCUUUGGAUCCCCCGUCAGACACAGGCAGCACUCCGGAAAACCACAAAAGAACCCAUGAAUGCUCAGAGUGUGGGAAAUCCUUUGCACACAGGUCCCUCCUUUUGACCCACAGGAAGGUCCAUAUGGGAAGCGAAUCCAGUCAAAGUGUGGUUGAUGAGAAAUCCUUUUCUAGAAAAGACCCCAAAGAUCUCAAAACCCCCCCCCAGACUAAAACCUCAUAAAUGUGAGCAAUGUGACUUAUGCUUUGGUCAAAAGUCAACCCUUCUUACACAUCAGAAAAUCCACAGUGGACAGAAACCUUAUCAAUGUCUGGAAUGUGGGAAAUUUUUCCGUCAAAAAGCCCAUCUGGGAAACCAUGAGAGAAUUCACACAGGGGAGAAACCUUACAAGUGUUGGGAAUGUGGGAGGAGCUUUUCUCACACGGGAAGUCUUUGGCUCCAUGAGAAGAUUCAUGCAGGAGUAAAAUCUUACAAAUGCUUUGAGUGUGGAAAAUGUUUCACUUGUAGUUCAACUCUUCGAGAUCAUGAGAAAACACACAGAGGGGAGAAAAAGGAAAAGUGCCUCGAAUGUGGGAAAUGUUUCACCUUGAAAUCAAGCCUGGUGCGACAUCAGAGACGUCACACUGGAGAGAGACCCUAUGAAUGCCCAGAAUGUGAGAGACGAUUUAUGUGUUCUUCUGCGCUUCAGAGGCAUCAGAAGAGGCACAAAGGGGAGAAACCCUAUCAAUGUGGGGAAUGUGGGAAAGGUUUUGUUACACAAAGAGAGCUUCAGCUUCAUGAGAGAAUCCACACAGGGGAAAAACCAUACAAAUGUGGGGAGUGUGGGAAAUGCUUUACCCAAAAACAAAACCUUGGAAGGCAUGAGAGGCUCCACACAGGAGAGAAAUUAUACAGAUGCCUAGAAUGUGGGAAAUGUUUUGCUCGAAAGGGAAGCCUUUGGACACAUCAUAAAAUCCACACAGGGGAGAAGCCAUAUCAAUGUAUCGAAUGUGGACAAUUUUAUUCUACCACAUCACACCUUAGAAGCCAUGUGAAAAUUCACACAGGGGAAAGAAACUAUAAAUGUUUAGACUGUGGGAGAACAUUUGCUCAUUCCCAUUCCCUUAGAAACCACAGCCGAAUCCAUACAGGAGAGAAGCCCCAUAAAUGUUCGGAGUGCGGUAAAUGUUUUUCUCGGAAAGAUACUCUUUUAAAUCAUCAGCGAACCCACACUGGAAAGAAACCAUAUAAAUGCCUGGAGUGUGAGAAAUGCUUUGCCCACCUUUCAUCACUUGGCAUACACACCAGAAGUCACACAGAGGCGUCGCCUUACAAGUGUGCAGAGUGUGAGAAAACUUUUCAUUGUAAAUCUCAACUAAAAAGGCAUCAGAAAGUCCACAGUAGAGAAAAACCCCUUCAGUUGUGAGGAAUGCGGAAAAUUUUUUUUGAAACGUCACAUCUUAUAAUUCACCAGUAACUUCACACAGUCCCUGAAGGGAAAUCCUAGAGUUUUUUGGUGUGGGGAAACGUUCACAAUGACGAAACCAGUAUGGCAAUUUUUUGUCCCAGUUUCUUGUGCUUUUUGUACAACAAAGUAUCCACACAGGAGAGAUUCCACAAAUGCUUCAGCAGAAAUCAAAAUUUUAUUUCUGAUUUUUUUACUUUUCAUUUUGGAUAUUAAGAUUUUGGGAUCCAGAAGAGAAGAAGGAAACUCAGUUUAGACGCCUCAGAUAAUAUGAGGUGAUGGAAAUUGCCUUGUGAUUCCGUUGCACCUAAAAUAACAGGGAGAUCCCAUUUUUCUCUUGAAAUAAAUAGAAACAUGCAAUAAAUAUCCUACAGCACAGCAGGCAGAAGCCUGGGGAAAAGAAGAGCAUUUGCUGAUAAUUUUGGAAAACCUUUUGUAAGGAACAAAAAUGUUAAUGGAAAAAUUAAUAUUUUUCUGUUGGUUUUAAACUUAAUAGCUGAAAGACAAAGAUGGCAAACUAAAUAUGAACAUGGGAGAGCAAAUAAAAUUGAUGGGGAAAAAAGUGUUUUGAAGAAAUGAGGGAACAGUAAGAAACUUGAGCAUUAUUAAAAAAAUACAAAUUGUAUGUCAAAAUAAUUAUGUUAAGGCAUGGGAAGAAAUCAAGAAGGCUGUGUUAAGAUGUAGAAAUUACAACUGUUCGGGAGAAUUUCUGUGAUUAAAAAUGAAUG